Messenger RNA from Emys orbicularis (European pond turtle), 1005 nucleotides. RefSeq names its product transmembrane p24 trafficking protein 10 (gene TMED10). Gene Ontology annotation, biological process: Golgi organization; intracellular protein transport; endoplasmic reticulum to Golgi vesicle-mediated transport. Lineage: Eukaryota; Metazoa; Chordata; Testudines; Emydidae. The record is from RefSeq and is a predicted model, not a curated record. Gene Ontology annotation, cellular component: Golgi apparatus; COPI-coated vesicle; endoplasmic reticulum.
AUGGUCGCCCCCUCCCUCUCACGCAGGCGGGCCGCGGCGGGUCACAUGGUGCGGGGGGAGGGAGCGCGGCCUGUGGGACCCGGAUCCGCCGCCAUGCCGCUGCCUGUACCCGGCUGCCCUCGGCUCGGCCAGGCCCUGGCCCUGCUCCUGCUGCUCCUGGGCCCGGCGCGGCCCAUCUCCUUCCAGCUGCCGGGCAAGGCCCGCAAGUGCCUGCGCGAGGAGAUCCACCGCGACACGCUGGUCACCGGCGAGUACGAGAUCGGGGUCCCGCCGGGGGCGGCCAGCGGCCCGUCCGCCAAUCUCAAGAUAACUGACUCAGCUGGACACAUCCUCUACUCCAAGGAGGAUGCCACUAAGGGCAAGUUCGCCUUCACCACUGAAGACUAUGAUAUGUUCGAGGCUUGCUUCGAGAGCAAGCUCCCUGUGGGAACUGGGCGGAUGCCGGACCAGCUCGUGAUCCUGGACAUGAAGCAUGGAGUGGAAGCAAAGAACUAUGAGGAGAUUGCUAAAGUGGAGAAGUUGAAGCCCCUGGAAGUGGAACUGCGGCGCCUGGAGGACCUCUCUGAGUCCAUUGUCAAUGACUUUGCUUACAUGAAGAAGCGAGAGGAGGAGAUGCGGGACACCAAUGAGUCGACCAACAUCCGGGUCCUGUACUUCAGCAUCUUCUCCAUGUUCUGUCUCAUCGGACUGGCCACCUGGCAGGUCUUCUAUCUGCGUCGCUUCUUCAAGGCCAAGAAGCUGAUUGAGUAAAGGGGUAAUUCCCCUUCCCCUCCUCUCAAACCCAGCUGGACACCGCUGGGACCCAGCCAUGGCCCUCCAGAGCCAUCUUGCAGAUGAUACAUGCUGAGUGGAGGUUUUCUUCAGGAACUGUCCCUUAAGAGGGGAGGGGAGUAUAAGCACUGGAGACUACAAAGGGGCUUCUGACCUCCUGGUGGGGGCGGGGGAGGUUGUGGUGGGUUUGGGGACUCCUAAGGCAGUGAUGAAAUAAAAUUUGUUUCUGUGACA